Daucus carota subsp. sativus is the source of this 1537-nucleotide messenger RNA. RefSeq names its product acetyl-CoA-benzylalcohol acetyltransferase. The record is from RefSeq and is a predicted model, not a curated record. The coding region runs from base 116 to 1465 and encodes 449 amino acids. The transcript has a single exon. Lineage: Eukaryota; Viridiplantae; Streptophyta; Magnoliopsida; Apiales; Apiaceae.
UAACAUUCUCAUCCACAUCACUUAACUCACUUCUUUUCAUUCGAUUUUGUUCACUCUCAUUGCUCGAUACUUAAUACACUACUUCAUUCUUCGAAAUUUUUAUUUUUUUGCACUAAUGGCAAUUCAAGUCAUGUCCGAAAGAAUUGUAAAGCCAGCAGUUUCGACACCUGAUCACUUGAGAAUUUGCAAAUUAUCCUUCUUCGAUCAGCUCGCUCCCCCGGCACACGUACCUUUGGUGUCAUUCUAUCACAAUGACACCGUUAGCCGUGACCAAACCCGCAUGUAUUUAUCAAAAUCUCUAUCACAAGCGCUUGCUAGGUUUUAUCCAUUGGCCGGGAGAUUUGUUCGAGACGGGUUCUACGUUAAUUGCAAUGACGAAGGAGUCUUGUACGUUGAAGCAGAAGCCGAUCUCGAGCUAGAUGAAUUCCUCGGCAUUGCACGUAAAAACGUUGAGCGUGUCAAUGAUCUUGUUCCGUGGAACAGCAUUGGGGAGACUACUUUGGUGACGACUCCGAUUAUGGGAAUAAAAGUGACCGUGUUCAGAUGCGGUGGAUUAUCUAUUGCGAUACUUCUUUCGCAUGUUAUUGCUGAUGGAUACACAGCCGCCACAUUCGUUCAUGAAUGGGCUGCGACGACGAGUGAUCUCUUAGGCCUCGUCAAUCACGAAGAUGUUUUCGCUACAAAACCGAAUAAGUACGAAUUCGGUGUCGCGAAUUAUUUUCCAUCUCGAGAUUUAUCAGCAGAGAUCAAGCCGGCUUUAGUACCAUCUUCGAAGAUCAAGAAAGGCAAGAUUAUUACAAAGAGGUUCGUCUUUAAUGAAAACGCUAUACUAACGUUAAAAGCCAAGGUUACCAAAUCGAAAAAUAUGAGUCGCCCUACACGUGUCGAAGUUGUGACAUCCACAAUAUGGAAAUCUCUGGUUAACAUGGCUGCCAAGAAUUCAAUUCAUAAACAAUCGACAUUGUAUCUUCACCUCAAUCUUCGGGGAAGGACGAGGGCGAUGGCGCCUCCAUUGCCCUCGGACAACACUUCCCUAUGUGGAAACUUCUACAUGGAGGUUCCUACAAAGGUCAAUAACAACAAAACGGACGCAAGGGAACUGCAUGACCUAGUAAAUUUGUUGCGUAAAAGUUUAAGGAACGCUCUCGGGGAAUGUUCGAAAAUUUCGAGCCCCGGGGAAAUGUUCACGGAAAUAGCUAAGAAUUUUAACGAGAUCGAAGAGGAGAAGGGGAAUGAAGAAGUGGAUGUUCAUUUGUUGAGUACAUUGUGCAGGUUUCCUGUUUAUGAAGUUGAUUUUGGAUGGGGGAAGCCAGAGUGGGUGACUACUGGGGGGAUGCCUGUGGAGUUGAUAUUUUUGUUCGACACUAAAUGUGAGACGGGAAUAGAGGCUAUUGUGAACUUGAAUGAAGCGGAUAUGAUCGAGUUCGAAAAUGAUUCGGACAUUAAAGCGUAUACAACCUCGUAAUUAUUUGGAUUUUGUAAACAGGGUGGUAAAUCUGAGUUUGAUUCGUUGUUUUUACGGUACCAUUGUGGAACA